Molecule: messenger RNA, 1491 nt
Organism: Giardia duodenalis
Lineage: Eukaryota; Fornicata; Diplomonadida; Hexamitidae
Product: putative RNA methylase
Exons: 1
Coding region: 1-1491 (496 amino acids)
Biological process (GO): methylation
Cellular component (GO): cytoplasm
Molecular function (GO): nucleic acid binding
Source: RefSeq, a predicted model, not a curated record
AUGAAGUCCCAGUCCUCCUCUUUAAUCUCUAGCUCAACCUCAGACGCACCGUUGGAAAGAUCUCUACUAUGGGUUGCCAACUUUGGUGAAAUUAAAGCUGCCUUUCACGAGCCAACAUUUCUUGCUCGGGCGGCUCUGUUAGGGCUUCCUGUCGUUAUUCGUAGGCCAUAUAUAAGCCCAAUAAUGCUCUUUACUCUGGAUCCUACCUAUCAAGACAAUACGCCCUUUAUAAAGCAAAUUGAGGUCGUAGAAUCGUUUCUAGCUAGCUUGACCCUCAUAAAGGCAUAUGGGUUUGUCUUGGCAUCUGCUUCGUCUUAUAUCGAACUUCUUGGCGAAAGCUCGAUGAGAGCUGCAAAUGCUUCUCUUAAGCACUUCUUAGAUGCCGUAGUAGUGCUAUACUCAGAGUCUAUACGGUACCGCUUUGACUCUAAUAUCGUUGGUGAAAAGGUUGCAAAUUCGCAGAAGACUCAGCUUUACGCAGAAAUAAUACAGCGUCUUCCUGCACUCCAGUCGUUAUCCUGUGAUCUGACAAAUUACAAUAUACGAUUUAUGCUUAUUAACGAGUGCUUACAGAUGCAUGGAAAGAAGGAGAAGGCAAACAUUCUUCCAGGAACUUCCCAUCAACAAUCGGGAUCUGUAGUUUUGGCUGUGUCCACCUCCAAAUAUCUGGGAUCGAUGAUGCGGUAUAAGCUGAAGACUUAUCAACUCCCCGAUCGAGUCUUCCUUGGACCAACCUCCAUGGACCAUGAGCUAGCUUUCAUAAUGUGUGAGGUUGCAGGAUUGAAGCCAGGAGAUAUUGUCUGCGACCCAUUUGCUGGCACAUGCAGCAUUCUGGUCAGCGCCGCAUCGUAUGGAUGUAUUACUAUUGGCGGAGACUUAAAUAUUCGUGUGCUGCGGGGGAAAAGCACUGACGAGAACUUCAGUAAGAACUUUCUUCAGUAUGGCCUUCCCCAACCGAUAAUUUCGCACCAUGAUGUUAAUAGGAUAGCAUAUCAGUGCCUAUGUAUAGAUGCAAUACUAUGUGACCCCCCAUAUUCCAUCCGUGCUGGAUCCAGAAAAGGGAAAGCAGCUGAUGUUGCACAUCCGGCCGAAUCAGUGGACGACACUGAUAAUUUAGUCACAGAUACUGUAUUCACACGUAGCUGGAACUAUAACAAGUUUAGUGUUGCAUCCCAACAUCAGGAUACAGCAGACAUAUUCUUGUCUGUCCUAAAGUUUGCUGCAUGGACACUGAAAUUAGACGGCCAUCUGGUCUUUUGGAUGCCAUACUUAGUCAAUGAGUUUACUGAGGACGAUAUCCCCGCACACCCUGAUUUUCUGUGCCUUUAUCACCUACCACAGCAGAUGACUAUGCUUUACGGACGCCGUAUGUGUGUUUUGAAGCGGAUAUCUACGGAGGGAGUCAGUCACAAUCCGUUCUAUAAAAGAUACCCAUCUCACGCCAACUUCAGCGAAAAGAUAGGCUUUCAUAAGUCGGUAUGCAAGCUAUAG